AUGCUGAUAUCACUCUUCAUCAUUGCGUCUAGUCCUAUCUUAACGAUUUGCCAUCUCAGCUACGUUCAAUUCCAUUCGCUGUGCUACCUCGUCAAACUCAACAUCGAAAUGGCCAUGGCCAACCUGAUCAGACGCAUCGCCAUCUCGAACUUCAACCGCACUGGUGCAGUACACGAGUUCAAGGACCCAUCCACCCAUGCAUCGGAACCUUAUAGCAAUACUUUCGCCUCCACCCGGGGCAGCGUCCAGCUCGGCAACAUCGGCAAGAGCGCCAAUGCCUAUGACUGCAACAUCAAGGCCACGACACAAUACACUGUGACUUCAGAGCCCAGUUUAUCCCCAAAGGAUAGUCGCCGGCCUUCACAUGUCGAGGUGGAGAUCUCGAAGGGGCACACGGACAACUAUGGCGCGAUGAACCGACCAGUGAUUGUCAUUGAAGAACCGGAGACGAAGAGCUUGGACGGCGCGACAGAGGUCGCAGAGAGUUACCAUACUGACGAUGAGGCUGUGCUCGUGAACAAGAGGGGCCAUUGGUGA
Molecule: messenger RNA, 537 nt
Organism: Alternaria infectoria
Lineage: Eukaryota; Fungi; Ascomycota; Dothideomycetes; Pleosporales; Pleosporaceae
Exons: 2
Coding region: 1-537 (178 amino acids)
Source: RefSeq, a predicted model, not a curated record